This is a messenger RNA of Pelobates cultripes (western spadefoot toad), 411 nucleotides long. The record is from the annotation of a GenBank genome assembly. Lineage: Eukaryota; Metazoa; Chordata; Amphibia; Anura; Pelobatidae.
GUGGGACCAGCUCCAGCCUAUAGAGACCCAAUAACUACUGAAAUAUAAUGGUCAAUGUAAAUAAAUGGCAAAAAAAAAAGGUAACAAUUUAUGGCCCUAUGCCUAUUUUUUUUUUUUUUAAACUGUCAUUUCGCAGCAGUAAGCCCCGCGGGGUUUGUGAGGGCUUCAGAGAGAGUCUGCAGCAUCCAUUACGUGCGAGCGGCUCUGCGGCCGCACACAAGAUGUCGGAGAGAAGAAGAAGAAGACGAAAGAGGAGGAGCGAGCGGGUGCACUCGCGGCGUCACGUGGCAGCCGCCAGCCAAUCGGAAUCGAGGGCACGGGCUUCUGUUAGGGACAGGGAAGCCUUUUCGACAGUGCCGUAAAGUGACGCAGCGUGGGGGCUCCCUCUCGCUGUACGGCUGCUGUCGUUGA